CGCCGCCGCCGCCGCCGCCGCGGCCGCGCAGUGCCGGAGCCCGCGCUGCGCCGCCGAGAGGAGGGGAUUCCGGCGGGAACUCGACUCCUGGAGACACCGCCUCAUGCACUGUGUAGGUUUCGAAAGUAUUUUAGAAGGGCUUUAUGGACCAAGGCUACGAAGAGACCUCAGUUUAUUUGAAGACUGUGAACCAGAAGAGCUGACUGAUUGGUCUAUGGAUGAAAAAUGUUCGUUUUGUAACCUACAAAAAGAAACAGGCAGUGAUCAUUCAACAACCGUUGGUUCUUCACAGUCGACACCUACAGACGAACUGUCAUCUCAGGGCCAGUCCAACACUGAUAAGAUUGAAUGCCAAGCAGAAAAUUACCUAAAUGCACUCUUUCGAAAGAAAGAUCUUCCUCAGAACUGUGAUCCUAACAUUCCCCUAGUUGCUCAGGAAUUAAUGAAAAAGAUGAUACGUCAGUUUGCAAUUGAGUACAUUUCCAAAAGUGGUAAAAUUCAAGAGAAUAGAAACGGUUCAGUUGAACCAAGCCUAAUAUGUAAAGGUAUCCAAAUGAAUCCACCGGAAAACUCCCUUCAGGAAGAACAGGAUGGCCCCCUAGACCUCACUGUGAAUCGAAUGCAAGAACAAAAUACUCAGCAAGGAGAUGGAGUGCUAGAUCUCUCUACAAAGAAAACCAGCACAAGAUCCGAAGAGUCAUCACGUGACCCAUCUUCUGAGAAUUCAAUGACUGGUUCCACUAUUGAUGCAAAAUCAGAGGAAGCUCCUAAAAUGGAAAAAAGAAAAUCCGCCUUAAACAGAGUUUUGGAAUCUUUGUGCAAACAUCACCGACAUCAAAUCUUGGCGAUGUUGAAAUUUUUAAUCCAAGAGCUAAAUGCUUCUUCCAUUUGCAGUUGCAAUCCCUCCCAUGCUCUGGCUGCAACUACUCCGGGACCUCUCCCUGAAGACGAAGGGCGUGGGCUGCCCUGUAGUUGCGAAUACAGGCUGACCAAAAGAGGUGAAAGAAAUCGAGCCGGUUUAGCCUCGCUGUCAGUCUUGGUCAAAGAUUUGCGGUGCUUCCCUUGCCAGGCCGCGGCUCUGGAGCACAUGAAGGCGGAGGUGAGUAGAGGAGGAGCAAACUCUCACCAUCCUCACCGAUGCUUCCCUGGACAAUUCCCGAGCUGCUGCCGUGAUUCCCCACGAUCGGCGUGGCGCACGCGCUCUCCGACCAAAGUGUGCGACUUGUCCGUCAGUGUGAAAGACUCGGGCAGAUCGCGUAGCCCCUCGCCCCCGCCACUGUCACCCGUCCGGACGGAAGAUUUUGAAAAGCUGAAAGAUUCGAGCUCGGGCUUUCCGGCUCUAGAGAACAACAGGCCGGAAGCCACCGUCAAGCAGCCUCCGUCUCUCUUGCCGGCCGAAGGCAGUAGUGGCGAGGGGGACGAGAGAGGUAAAAUCUGUGGGGCACCACUCUCUGGCCACACAAACGAGUCUAUGCCCUCCUGGGAAACCAUCAGCCACUGCACUCUAAAUUGUGAAAAGUUUGAGCGGGUCGGCGAAGGCCCGGCCAUUUUUCAGGAUUUAAUGGAUCGAAUUAAUGAGAAGUUAAAAUCCAUCGAACCCACCGACAUCACCAGUCUGGUCAAGCUGUCCAGUAGCGACAGCAGCCCUGAAAACAAUAACAUAAAAUUAGGAGACUUAAUAACUUCCCUGUUGCACAACGGUAAAGCCAAUGAUUACAGUUUUAUGGAACUACUGAAUCAGCACGAUAAAAAGGUGGAAAAUAAAAUCAUUCAGACUAGAUUUCGCAAGCGUCAGGAAACGCUGUUGGCGAUGCAUAACUCUCCUGAUUCACCCUUGUUUAGACGGCAGUCUUUGCAGAUAAAGAGGGAGCUGGCCAGCCUCGAUGAACAUUUUGUCAGGAAAAAAUCAACCUCUGAAAAAAAUUCCAAGAAGCUGAUGGCCAGUGAUGAGAAAAUCCCAGAGCGAUACGAUGCCUUGGAAGACUACGCCUUGCAGAAUCCCCAAAGCCUCCCCAGUGUAACUCUUGAAGAAGCAUCACUGUUUUUCCCAAUACGCGAAUUGCCGUCAGCACAACUACCUCUGCGUAACUUUGAAAAUAAUCCCAGAGUUGACACGUUCUCGGCCAGCUUUACUGCGACUACCCCAGAGAGGACGAGCCUACCUGCAGCCCGAGACGACCCGGCAGUUGACAAAGACCAGAUGCCGAGUGAACUAGAGACUGCGAGACUGGAAAACAAUCCUGUCCCUUUGAAAGGAGAUCUCGACGGACUCUUGAGCCGAACCAAGCGGAACAUUGUGCCUCCGGGAUGGUACUCUGUGUACGUAACAAACAAUUUUCUAUUUAAAAAAAACCCCAAGGUCCAGAAAGCUCCCGAAACGCCGGAAAAGGACAUGGUGAGAGACCUUCGAGGUGAAGGAGCAGACGAUUCAGACGUAAACACAGUUGCAAGAAACACGGAUCUGCAGAUCGUUAUGGAGUGCUUGGAAGACACGGUCGACAUAGCCAACGCGACUCUGGAGAAGCAGCCGUUAUCCGAAGGGCAGAAAACACCCAGGCGACCGAAAGACGGCGCACGUCUCAGAAUUCAAAGCGCCAGGAGGGACUUGCAUUUUAAACUGUCGGAAACGAUCACCGGAGAGCAGAGCUUUAUACCCCAGUCUCUGGGGCCUUCCAGCAAUGACGGUAAAAGGGACUAUGUUUCGAUGAGAGACUGUGCCAAAGCUGUAGAUCGGGGGCUUGGCAGCAGCCUGACCCGAUCUUCCGUAUUAGAUUUGCAGUGCAGGCCCGAAGUCGGGGAGAACGCUUCUUUUUCCACUUACUCGAGUCCUAUCAAGUUGAUGUUUGUCUCAGAGGUGAAUAGCAGCGAAGGGGUCAAAUAUACUUUAACGUCCGUCGGUGCCCCAAAGGCAAACGUUGAUCUUUGUUCUUUUGAAAAAUGCCCAACACACGGCCCAGUGGAAACCAAGGGAGAAGCCGGCAAGGGUGCCCCCGAGACUUACCUGGGAGCUUUUAGUUACGAUUCCAAUGGAAAUGAAAGCAGCCCAGAGGAAGCCAGGGACCCUGGGUGUGCCUGGGGCCCUGCUGCAGAGGCCUGCACGGCUUUGGCCAGCGAUGCAAGUGACUGUAAGCCGCAGGAAGAAUCUCUGGAAAAACCAGGCACCGUUUGUGAGUCCUCUUCCAAAAGGAAACCGGGCAGGCCCAAAAAAAUAGGCCCUCAGGUUGUCAAGCAGAUUAAGCGGCCCAUCGGGAGGCCCCCGAAACCGAAAAUUGACGCAACUGAGAGCACGAACUGCAGGAGGGAGCCCACCGGCGUCGAGAAGAGGAGCCCAGAACCUUCGAUUUCAGGAAUCGGCGGUGGGGCCGGUAAAAGUAUCACGGUGACUGUUGUCUACGGAAGGUCCAGAAGAACGAAAAGGCACGUCUCAGAAGGCAACGCAGAUCUAAGCGGUGCAGCAUCUUUAAGUAACCGUGACGUUGAUUUUCCGCAUAGAUGUAACAGCCUGGGACAUUCCAGAGCAGCAGAGCUUGGCUCGGAUGAGAGAAGAAACGACACGCCAACUCUGGCUACUGAAACCGAGAUCUUGGGGUCUGGCUAUGAGCAUAUUAGACCUGCCAAGAACAAGUCCGCGAUACCUCACCCUUGCAGGAAUAUCAUACGUCCAAAUCAGAAGCCGUUGGCAGUAAUCAGGAAACCGGGUAGGCCAGCCAAAGUGAAAAUCUCCGGCAUAUCCGUGACUGUUAACAGACUUUCACCUCAGGAAAGACAAGUAAGUAUUAGCAGCUGUUUGCCUCCUCUCCAACAAGAGGCCGCGUUGUCAGAGAAGACCCUGUCCGAAGAGAAGCCGGGCGAUCAAGGGACUCAGACGGAUCCAACGGGGUCCCCUCCGGGUGAUCUGUUUGAGGGGGAGUCAGAGCGGCAGGUUACUACCGUGCCUCUGAGGCACUCCAUUCGAGAUAGAAAACCAUCGCUGCAUUUCUUACACUCACUGGCCUCGUCCAGUUCUUUGACUUACCGAAACGCCUUGCUGCAUAAAUCGUACAAACUCCAUCUGCAGAAAGCUAAAGAUCAAAAGGAGAGACGUAAGCGGCCGAAGCCCAACGGGGCAUCCAGAGACGCCCAGGCUACCAGGAAUUCAGGGAACACGACCCAGGCCCCGUCCCGGGACGGCUCCGGCCCCGGAAGCGACGCCGUGUCCUUGGACCCGAUCUUUUCCUCAAACCCUAAUCUCAGGUGGUGGGCUAGUUCCACCUCCAACGAUUCCCUGUUGGAAGAGCUCAACCAGAGAUUUGAACAGAUCACCAACGCCUGGUUGCAAGUGAGCGGGGAUGAAUCGGAAAACUACCCCUAUGAGAAACAGAACCGCCUCGAACGAGAUGACGACGGUGUCAAGAGGCCAAGCCCCCUGGAAACCUGCCUCGUGGAACUCGAGGUCUCACCCGUCAAAAUGCUCUUUCAGAAAAAAUGUGACAUGAAUGAGCUCUGCACCUGGUUCAUGCAGACUACAGAAACGCAAUCCCUCUCACUGGUCAGAAAAGCAAACGCUCGCAAUCCUCUGGAAGUCAUCAGCACGCGGGGCGUGAAGCCAGGGGCCAAGCCGUCCGAUCUCAACGCCAGUCCGUUCAGAAAGCACUUAAAAAAAUUUGCACUAUCCUCUCCUUCCAAGGCAGCGGGGAAACUGCAGAUACUGCAUCAAAUGGCGAGAUCGCCCGUCUUAAAUGUGAAAAGUAAUUUCACGCUGACUAGGUUAAGGAGGACGGACUUUAAGAGGCUCCAGCACGAGAGGUGGAGGCAGGUGAAGAAACUGCACAACUGCGGGCCCGUGGAGUGGAGUUCUAAGAGGAGGAACUUGAGAUUCUUGUGCCAGAACCAGUUUUUGAACAACGGUGAUCUAGCCCCACUCCCGGGCAACCACCCAGUAGAGGCUCAGGCAGCCCUGCAGCCCAAGGGGGAACUCUCUGACCGCGACACUCGCCCUCGGUUAGGAAACGUGUUCGAGGCCCCGGCAAAGGCCAACGGGGCACACUGUUGCCCAAAAGACGUUGAAAAAAGACCAAAGCAAGGAAAAAUCUGUCCCGGUGCGUGGAGAUCGAAAUCUUUUAGAGACUGUCGGAUAUUUUUGAGAAAGAUCAGCACUGUUGAUCAGAGAAACGCGUUGCGGCUCAAUACGAUCGUUUACUCUCCCGAAUCUGCUGAAAGUGGAAGCGGUCCUCAGCCUCGCGUUGAAGAAUCGAAGCACAGCACCUCAAGAUCCCAGCCCACCAAGCAGGAUUCACUGAGAGGACAGUCGAAAGCCGUAGAAGUAGCUCGAGCGGACGAUGCUUCAGAUGGCAGGUUGGUCGGCCAGCUGGACGGCAGUCAGUUAAACAAAUGCGUUAGUUAUGACAGGAGCCUUUCUGAGAGUUCGGAAGCUCUCAGCAAGCGGAAAAGACCACCAUGGAAGACCACUGACACGAUCGCAACAAAAAGACAUAAGAGACAAUCUUGCAACAGUGGACAAAUGACAAAUUAUUAUUCAAAAUAUCAGCUAGGUAAGUUUUUCUCUCCUUAA
Messenger RNA from Tachyglossus aculeatus (Australian echidna), 5551 nucleotides. RefSeq names its product ligand dependent nuclear receptor corepressor like (gene LCORL). NCBI's taxonomy places the organism in Eukaryota, Metazoa, Chordata, Mammalia, Monotremata, Tachyglossidae. The transcript is spliced from 7 exons. Gene Ontology annotation, molecular function: DNA binding. The record is from RefSeq and is a predicted model, not a curated record. The coding region runs from base 104 to 5551 and encodes 1815 amino acids. Gene Ontology annotation, biological process: regulation of transcription by RNA polymerase II. Gene Ontology annotation, cellular component: nucleus.